Molecule: messenger RNA, 1876 nt
Organism: Mercurialis annua (annual mercury)
Lineage: Eukaryota; Viridiplantae; Streptophyta; Magnoliopsida; Malpighiales; Euphorbiaceae
Product: inactive glucose-1-phosphate adenylyltransferase small subunit 2, chloroplastic
Exons: 9
Coding region: 182-1594 (470 amino acids)
Biological process (GO): glycogen biosynthetic process
Molecular function (GO): glucose-1-phosphate adenylyltransferase activity
Source: RefSeq, a predicted model, not a curated record
UGUCAAAAAUCCAUGCCAAGUAACAAGUACAACCAAUGCAGGCAACAAAGUGAUAGCCAUGAAGAAGAAGAAACCUAAAUAUUCUCUUCAAUUUAAUUCUCUCUAUUAAAUCUCUAUUUUAGAAAGGAAUUUAAAUGUGUGAAGUUAUUUUCUUGACAAAAUAAUAUUUCUGUCACUGGUCAUGGUGGUGGCAUUGCAGCUUCCUAGUUCUAAAAUUCCCAUUCUUGAAAUAGGAAGACAUUUAUCAAAUGUAUCUUCUUCUUCUUCUUCAAGAAAGCGUUUCGUGUCGAAUUCGCAUCAACCACCUCAAUAUCCCACUCUGUUCUCUCCAAUUAAUCAGAGUGUUGCAGCCAUUGUAUUCGGAGACGGAUCGGAGUCGAGGUUAUAUCCAUUGACAAAGAGAAGAUCAGAAGGAGCAAUUCCUAUAGCAGCAAAUUACAGGCUAAUUGAUGCAGUUAUAAGCAACUGUAUUAACAGUAAUAUUAACAGAAUAUAUGCCAUUACACAAUUCAAUUCCACUUCACUCAAUUCUCACCUCUCAAGAGCAUAUAAUGGAAUUGGCCUUGGCAAAGAAGGAUUCGUCCAAGUAAUUGCAGCUUAUCAGACUCCCGAAGAUCAAGGCUGGUUUCAGGGGACUGCUGAUGCCAUCAGAAGAUGCUUGUGGGUACUAGAUGAGUAUCCUGUGACGGAGUUUUUAGUACUUCCUGGCCACCAUCUUUACAAAAUGGACUAUCAGAAACUGGUGGAAGCGCAUCGGAGUAGCCAGUCUGAUAUAACAAUUGCUGCUUUGAAUUGUGUUAGAGAACCAGACCCAGGUUUCGGGAUUCUUAAAGUGGAUUCACAGGAUAGAAUUGUAGAGUUUAGUUUAAGAUUGGUAAAGAACUCUGAAAAGCCCAACGAUUCGACACACAGUACAUUUUCGAGUAUGGGGAUCUAUCUUGUUAAUAAGAAGAUUAUGACAGAACUUCUUGACAGUUACAUUCCUGAGGCAAAUGACUUCGGAACAGAAGUGAUUCCUGCUGCGAUAUCUGCUGGAAUGAAGGUUAGCGCGUAUCGAUUUGAUGGAUAUUGGGAGGACUUGCCGAGCAUUUCGGCAUUUUACCAAGCAAAUAUGGAAUGCAUACAAAGAUCAAACAUGGGAUAUAACAGCUUUUCAGAUAAAGAAUCUCCAGUAUACACCAUGCCAAGAUACUUGCCACCAACUACAAUAUCUGAUGCAGUCAUAACAGAUAGUAUCAUUGGAGAUGGUUGCAUUCUCAAUAGGUGCAAGAUCAAAAACACAGUGGUAGGCAUGAGGACACGAAUAGGAGAUCGGGUUAUAAUUGAAGAUUCGGUGAUCAUGGGUUCUGAUUUUUAUCAAAGAGACUGUAUUCAAAAGAAUGGAAUAGGCAUCAGCAUUCCAAUUGGAAUUGGAGAUGAUACUCGGAUACGGAAAGCUGUAAUAGAUAAGAAUGCAAGAAUUGGCAGAAAUGUCAUGAUAAUAAACAAGGAGAAUGUGCAAGAAGGCAACAGGGAAGAUAAUGGGUAUAUAAUUAGUUCAGGAAUUGUGGUUAUUCUCCAAAGUGCAGUGAUCCCUGAUAGCACCAUUUUAUGAUAUCACUAUGCAUGCAAGAAUCAAGCAGACAGGUCUCCAAAGAAUCAAAGACAAGCAUAAAAAAGAUUGAAAAAUUCGACAACCAUUAGAAUAUAAGAGAGCGGCGCAGAUAGCUUGCAUCAUCCAAAAACAAAGGCAAGCAUCUGGCCAAGUGCAGUAAGAUUCGAAGUAAUGAUAUCGGUUUCUCUGUAUAAUUUUGGACAUUUAUCAGUACUUCCAUUGCAUAUGCACCUUUACUAAUGCCAUUGGCUACAUAAUAUAAGCAAUUCUACUUGCACAUCA